Molecule: messenger RNA, 1830 nt
Organism: Indicator indicator
Lineage: Eukaryota; Metazoa; Chordata; Aves; Piciformes; Indicatoridae
Gene: MMP16
Product: matrix metallopeptidase 16
Exons: 10
Coding region: 1-1830 (609 amino acids)
Biological process (GO): skeletal system development; extracellular matrix organization; collagen catabolic process
Cellular component (GO): extracellular matrix
Molecular function (GO): metalloendopeptidase activity; zinc ion binding
Source: RefSeq, a predicted model, not a curated record
AUGGUCGUACUCGCACUCAGCACUGGAAGCCGGUUGGAUUUCGUGUCUCAGUCCAGGGUGUUUUUCUUGCAAACGUUCUUUUGGAUUUUAUGUGCUACAGUGUGCAAAGCGGAGCAGUAUUUCAAUGUGGAGGUAUGGUUACAAAAGUAUGGCUACCUUCCACCAACUGACCCCCGAAUGUCGGUGUUGCGCUCUGCAGAAACCAUGCAAUCAGCUAUAGCUGCAAUGCAGCAGUUCUAUGGCAUUAAUAUGACAGGAAAAGUGGACAGGAACACAAUUGACUGGAUGAAGAAACCACGAUGUGGUGUGCCUGACCAAACAAGAGGUAGCUCCAAAUUCAGCAUUCGUCGGAAACGCUAUGCGUUAACAGGACAGAAAUGGCAGCACAAACAUAUCACUUACAGCAUAAAGAACGUCACUCCCAAAGUAGGUGAUGCUGAAACCCGUAAAGCCAUUCGCCGUGCCUUCGAUGUGUGGCAGAAUGUAACUCCUCUAACGUUUGAAGAAGUUCCUUAUAUUGAACUAGAAAAUGGCAAGAGGGACGUGGAUAUUACGAUCAUUUUUGCAUCGGGGUUUCAUGGAGACAGUUCUCCCUUUGAUGGGGAAGGAGGAUUUUUGGCUCAUGCAUAUUUCCCUGGGCCAGGAAUAGGGGGAGACACUCAUUUUGACUCAGAUGAGCCAUGGACUUUGGGAAAUCCCAAUCAUGAUGGAAAUGAUCUGUUUCUAGUUGCAGUGCAUGAACUGGGACAUGCUCUAGGUUUGGAGCACUCUAAUGACCCCACUGCAAUCAUGGCUCCAUUUUACCAGUAUAUGGAAACUGACAACUUCAAGCUGCCUAAUGAUGAUUUACAGGGCAUCCAGAAGAUAUAUGGUCCACCUGACAGGAUCCCACCACCAACAAGACCUCUGCCAACAGUGCCCCCACAUCGUUCAAUUCCUCCAGCAGACCCACGGAAGAAUGACAGGCAACCUAAACCUCCCCGGCCACCCACUGGUGACAAACCUUCCUAUCCUGGAGCCAAGCCUAACAUCUGUGAUGGGAACUUCAACACUCUGGCUAUUCUUCGCCGGGAAAUGUUUGUUUUCAAGGAUCAGUGGUUCUGGCGAGUCAGAAACAACAGGGUGAUGGAUGGAUACCCCAUGCAGAUUACCUACUUCUGGAGGGGACUGCCUCCCAACAUUGAUGCAGUUUAUGAAAACAGUGAGGGGAACUUUGUCUUCUUCAAAGGUAACAAGUUCUGGGUUUUCAAGGACACUACUCUCCAGCCAGGUUACCCUCAUGAUUUGAUAACCCUUGGAAGCGGAAUUCCUUCCCAUGGCAUUGAUUCAGCAAUUUGGUGGGAAGAUGUUGGGAAAACCUACUUCUUCAAAGGAGAUAGGUACUGGAGAUACAGUGAAGAAAUGAGAUCCAUGGACCCUGGUUAUCCAAAACCAAUCACAAUUUGGAAAGGUAUCCCAGAAUCCCCUCAGGGAGCCUUUGUCCACAAGGAAAACGGCUUCACAUAUUUCUACAAAGGAAAAGAGUAUUGGAAAUUCAAUAACCAGAUGCUCAGGGUGGAACCUGGCUACCCCAGAUCCAUCCUCAAGGAUUUUAUGGGUUGUGAUGGACCAACAGAUCGAGAUAAAGACCGACACAGCCCUCAAGAUGACGUUGACAUUGUCAUCAAACUGGACAACACAGCCAGCACUGUGAAAGCCAUAGCCAUCGUCAUUCCCUGCAUCUUGGCCUUGUGCCUCCUCGUCUUGGUUUACACUGUGUUCCAGUUCAAAAGGAAAGGAACACCCCGCCACAUACUGUACUGCAAACGCUCUAUGCAAGAGUGGGUGUGA